Colletotrichum orchidophilum is the source of this 570-nucleotide messenger RNA. RefSeq lists its product as uncharacterized. The record is from RefSeq and is a predicted model, not a curated record. Bases 1 to 570 code for a protein of 189 amino acids. Lineage: Eukaryota; Fungi; Ascomycota; Sordariomycetes; Glomerellales; Glomerellaceae. The transcript is spliced from 3 exons.
AUGGUUUUAGUUACUCUGAAUCACCUUUUGCUUCUUUUUAGCUUAUCCAAUAUUAUACUGGCCGCAGAAAUGCUGAUCGGCUACCGACGAGUGAGCCGGGCCGAAGCAGACUUGAUCAAUCAAUAUGGAAACAUUUUCCGGGACGAAGCAUAUGAUAAAGCCGCAUCUGAGAAUGGAGGAGCCCAGCUUGGGGCUGGUGUUUACCUCUCUUUGUCACCGAAAGGCUAUAAUGCCUAUAAUAAUGACUGGUGGUGUUGGGUUCUGGCACAGUCAAAACCAUUUACUGCCGCACCAAAGGUCUGGAUUCCUCGCUCCGAAUGGGAUAAGGAUGAGGAGAAAAUUUCGGCCUAUACGCAGGAUCAUUUGAAGGAGGGGGAAACCUCAACCUACGCUAUCAGGAUGGCCCAGGUGAAAGACUACUCCGAAGGGACUUGGCAAAUCUUGAUACCUACAAGAAUGGUUCAGGAAGAUAAACUAGACACUAGGGCGGAGUGUGUCGCUAACUACCAUGAUAUGUGGUAUACAAAGGCGGUUUCCUUUGAGCAUUGGUAUAACAUUCGUAACGCUUAA